AACAUCUAUGUUUACUACAACUUUUGACUUAGAUGAACUUACUCGAUAUUGGGAAAUAAUUGCUCUACUUGAAGAAACUUCUGUUUCUACUAUGGCAAAAGACUAUCUAGCUAUUAUGUCUACUAGUGUUCCAUAUGAACAACUAUUUAGUUUAGCUGAAUUAACAGUUACUAAAUCAUAA
Cetraspora pellucida is the source of this 181-nucleotide messenger RNA. NCBI's taxonomy places the organism in Eukaryota, Fungi, Glomeromycota, Glomeromycetes, Diversisporales, Gigasporaceae. The record is from the annotation of a GenBank genome assembly.